ACACCGAGGGGGCGGAGCCCAGCAAAGGCUCAGGUUCGCUCUGCGGUGGGCGGCAGGAAAAGGCGUUAGCCGCGGCGCGGGCCGGACUGACAGGGGAGGGGGCUCUGGUGCAAGGACACGUUUAGAGCCCGACCUUCAACGGCCAGCUGCCGUUUCCCUGGCCCCGGGGGCAGGCGCGGGAGCUCGCGCAGCACAGCGCGGCCGGGGCGGGCUGUAACGCUCUCUGUCCACCCGCCGCUUUCACCGCCCUGCAGUCCGCUAAGGGAGCUGAGCGGCCUGACACCGCCCACGUCCCCUGCAGUCCCGCGGCGGCCCGCCAGGGGGCGCUGCUCCAGGCGUUCGGCGCCCUGCGCUUGGGUCGCGCAGCCCUCACGUUCCCCCACCCUCACUGCCGCCGCCGAGGAAGCGCCCGUGCCGCCGCCGCCGCCGCCCCCCGGGGACUGCGGCCAUGGCCACGAAGAAGGCGGGCUCGCGGCUGGAGACGGAGAUCGAGCGGUGCCGCUCCGAGUGCCAAUGGGAGCGGAUCCCCGAGCUCGUCAAGCAGCUCUCGGCCAAGCUCAUCGCCAACGAUGACAUGGCAGAACUUCUCCUUGGGGAGUCAAAACUAGAACAGUUUUUGAAGGAAAAUCCUUUUAAACAGGGCACUAGUCCCCGGGGUCCCCGGCCAAAGCUGACCGAGGUCAGGAAACAUCUCACUGCAGCACUUGACAGAGGAAACCUAAAGCCAGAAUUUUUACAAGAAGCCAACUUAAUUAUGGCCAAGUUAAACUAUGUGGAAGGUGAUUACAAAGAAGCUCUUAACACUUACGCUAGGGUUGAAGUUGAUGACUUGCAGCUUGUUGCUGUGCCUCCUUAUAGGCUGAGGAUGAUUGCUGAAGCAUAUUCUACCAAAGGUCUUUGUCUAGAGAAGUUGCCAAUUUCCUCUUCAACUAGUAACCUCCACACGGACCGUGAACAAGAAAUCAUUACGUGCUACGAGAAGGCUGGAGAUAUUGCCCUCCUGUACCUUCAGGAAAUAGAAAGGGUACUAAUUACCAAUAUACAAAACAGAAGCCCUAAACCAGGGUCUGCAGUACAUGAACAGGAACUGGGAUUUUUCCUAGAAACAGGACUCCAAAGAGCACAUGUCUUGUAUUUCAAAAAUGGGAACUUGACAAGAGGAGUUGGUAGAUUUAGAGAGAUUCUAAGAGCUGUUGAAACAAGAACUACACAAAAUCUACGAAUGACAAUAGCCAGGCAGUUAGCGGAAAUUUUGUUACGAGGUAUGUCUGAACAGAGUUACUGGAAUCCACUGGAAGACCCUCCUCACCAGUCACCUCUUGAUGAUCCACUCCGGAAAGGCUCAAAUACUAAAAAUUAUGCACUUAGCAGAAGACCCCGGGUGUACACUGGAGAAAACAUUUUUUGUCCUCAAGAAAAUACAGAAGAAGCUCUAUUGUUGUUGCUGAUUAGUGAAUCUAUGGCUAACCGUGAUGCUGUACUGAGCAGAAUACCAGAGCACAAAAAUGAUCGCAUCAUCAGUUUGCAAAGUGCAUCUGUGGUCUAUGAUUUGCUUACAAUUGCCUUAGGGAGAAGAGGUCAAUAUGAAAUGCUAUCAGAGUGUUUAGAAAGAGCGAUGAAGUUUGCAUUUGAAGAGUUCCAUCUUUGGUAUCAGUUUGCAUUGUCCCUAAUGGCAGCAGGAAAAUCUGCUCGAGCUGUGAAAGUCUUGAAGGAGUGUAUACGUUUGAAACCAGAUGAUGCUACUAUUCCACUCCUUGCCGCAAAGUUAUGCAUGGGAUCUCUUCACUGGUUGGAAGAAGCGGAAAGAUUUGCCAAAACGGUUGUUGAUGUUGGUGAGAAAACAUCGGAGUUCAAAGCAAAAGGCUUUUUAGCACUGGGACUAACUUACAGCCUGCAAGCCACUGAUGCAUCUUUGCGAGGGAUGCAAGAGGUCCUGCAGAGAAAGGCUCUUCUUGCAUUUCAGAGGGCCCACAGUUUGUCUCCAACAGAUCAUCUCGCAGCAUUUUACCUGGCACUGCAGCUUGCCAUAUCUAGACAGAUACCAGAAGCUUUGGGUUAUGUUCGUCAGGCUCUUCAACUUCAAGGAGAUGAUGCCAACUCUUUGCAUCUCCUUGCACUCUUGCUGUCAGCCCAGAAACAUUAUCAUGAUGCUUUGAAUAUAAUUGACAUGGCCUUGAGUGAAUAUCCAGAGAACUUUAUAUUACUGUUUUCAAAAGUCAAACUGGAAUCCCUGUGCAGAGGCCCAGAUGAGGCACUCCUUACCUGCAAACAUAUGCUACAGAUUUGGAAGUCCUGUUACAAUCUCACUAACCCCAGUGAUUCGGGACGUGGGAGCAGUCUGUUAGACAGAGCCAUUGCUGACAGACGACAGCUCAAUACGAUUACCUUACCUGACUUCAGUGACCCUGAAACAGGUUCAGUCCAUGCAACAUCAAUAGCAGCCUCCAGAGUGGAGCAGGCACUGUCUGAGGUUGCUUCAUCUUUGCAGAGCAGUGCUCCUAAGCAAGGUCCUCUGCAUCCUUGGAUGACUCUGGCUCAAAUUUGGCUUCAUGCAGCUGAAGUCUAUAUAGGAAUUGGGAAGCCUGCUGAAGCCACAGCAUGUAUUCAGGAAGCAGCUAACCUCUUUCCAAUGUCACAUAACGUCCUCUACAUGAGAGGUCAAGUGGCUGAACUUCGAGGAAAUACUGAUGAAGCCAAACGCUGGUAUGAAGAGGCCUUAUCGAUCAGUCCUACCCAUGUAAAAAGUAUGCAGAGACUGGCUCUGAUACUUCACCAAUUAGGACGCUAUAGUUUGGCUGAGAAGAUUCUCAGAGAUGCUGUCCAGGUGAAUUCUACAGCCCAUGAGGUUUGGAACGGUCUUGGGGAGGUUCUACAAGCUCAGGGCAAUGACGAUGCAGCAACAGAGUGCUUCCUGACAGCAUUAGAGCUUGAAGCCAGCAGCCCAAUUGUCCCUUUUACCAUCAUUCCACGAAUUCUGUGAGAUAAUAUCUUGAUUACAGAGUUCAUCAUGUUUCAAGUUUUGGAUUUGAGAGUGAGGAAACACAACAUACAGGUCUCUUUGAUAACGCAGCUUGGUUUCAGAGGUAACAGAAAACCCCACAAAAUUUGUUAGCUAUUGUGGGGAACCUGACAAAGCAUUGAAGUGAUACGAUAUUUUAAUGUUAGUGAGGAAAAAAUGACUAACCAAAAACAAAUCACCUCUCAUAGAUGCCUACAUUUUUUUCCCAUGGUAGUUAUGAAACCUGAUUAUAUUGUUCUUAUAGAUAAUGUGCCAUAUUUCAUUAGGUGACAUCUGAGUGUUAUGUAAAAAUUAUAAUGGAAUCCACCACCAAAUGUAGAAUAAUAUAUUUGAAUUAAAAUUCAGUGGCAGAGCAGACUAUUUUUAACAAGUGUGUCGUGAAAACUGUUCUCUCUCCUCCUCCGUCUCAACCCCUCUUGGCCUAAAGUCAAACUGUGAAUUUUCUGUUUUCCAUCUCUAUACUAGUCCAGGCCAGAAAAUCAGUUGAAGAAUUCUUGGUUUUGGUUGUUAAAAACUGUGGUGUGUGUGGCUACUUGUUAUCUUUACUUAGAACAAAGGCUGUGUACAAGAAUAUUUAUAUUUUACCAAUGUAUGCCUGCUACAAAAAAAGAAAGUAUUCGUUAUUUAAGUGUAACUUUUUUAUGUGAAUUCAGAGUUUAUUUAUCGAUGGAAAUAUGUAAAAAGACACUUCAAAUGGAAUAUUUACCGACAUUCCUUAUACAUUACUCACACUUGGAAGAUUAUGUUAAUAAUAAAAAGAUUUUUAAAUGGCCCCUGUGGCUGUCCUCUGUUUGAAAGUGCAAUGAAAGGAAGUGGAAAUGGUAACUUGGUGAGUGCAGCUCAUUGAUGUUGGGCCUGUGAGAGACCAUCUGGCUUUGAGAAGAUCACCUUUAGCACUACUUAUGUGCAGUGAGGUCAAGAGAAAAAGGGGCACAUCGGAUAUCUUUGCCUAGUCUUCUAGUCUUGUAAAAUAUCCCGUCCGCCCCCGUUUUUUUUCCCCCAGAGGAUAGAAAAAUCUUCACUCCAACCCAUGGUAAAUGCUCACAUGGAGUUAAUUUGGACCAAUAUAAAAAAUUUAAAAUCAACCCAAUUAUACAAGACACUUUUGAAAACGAAGUGUUAGGAAUCAGAGAGCUCAUUGGUCUGUCUGCCAUACCAUAUCUGACUGUCUUCAUGCCUUAACAGAAAUAUUCAUUAAAUAAUACUUUGCUGCAUUGAUUGAUAUGUUAGAAAGGUAUAUAAAUUGAUAUCUGCCAUGAUUACUUGGAUUUGUCUCUUUUUGGAGAACCUUAGACUUCAUAAUCCUGCCAUAUUUCACACAUUCUCAGCCCUAUUCUGAAGUUUCCUUUACCUGUACCCCUACAGUAUUUGGAAAGAAUAUCUUAAAUGUUUCUCCACAGCUUUCACCAUCCUUUGCACCUAUCUCACAAAGAUCUCACACUCACUGUCUUGUGGCAUGUUACUAGCAUGGCAGUGGCAGCAAUUGUGCCAGGUUGUCAGUGGACAGAAGUGUUUGCCAGAGCUUCUCGGGGAGGAAGUGGAUAAGAAUCAUCUACAGUUGCUGCACAGAAAAGAGCCAGUCCCUAACAGACUCGUCCGCCUCUUCAUCCUAAUAUGGGGCAGGUGUUGAAUCUGGGAAAUUUUCCAGAUUCCUCAUGAAGCGAGGUGAGCGAUGGUGCUUGCACAAAGCAUUGCUUCCUUCAGUCUGUCACUCACCCACAAGAAGUGAUUUUAAAGUGUUCAGCAUAUGCAUAAGAUAGUGGAUGACUCUGGCAAAUACUUUCUCUAGAGCAGACAGAGGACCUUUACUGACACUUCUGUUUCUUCCAUAUACAUUCUAGCGUUUUCAAACAGUAGGAGACCCAAGCUAGCCCCAUGUUCAGUGAUGCACUGAUUUGUUUUUCUUUCUAUUUCAUGUGGCUGAUAAGAUUGAGGCAGCUUUCAAAUUUUACCUGUUAGCUUAAUCCUUAGAACACACAUCCUCUGUAAAGUGCACUGUUACACUGUGUAGCUCCCAAUUCAUAAACCCAGUCAGCCCAGAAACAUCACAUUACUCCUUCCCUCUUCCAGCCCCCCCUUCCCCCGUUUGCUUUCGUCUCUUGACAAGACAUGGUCCUGUUUUCUCUUCCUUGACAGCGGGCCUAGGCAAUGUCUUAGUCAUCCCUCCAUGGCAUCUGCUCGCUGCUGAACCCUCCGAGUAGCUACAGCUCACAGUGUGCACUGUCUGUGACUCCUUUCAGCCCCUAAAACAUGCUUGAUCCCAACAGCCAUGACUCCAUGCCUAAUAACUAAAAAGGAAAUGGAAAAAUUAAGACUUGUGUGUGAUUUUUGUCCAUGGUAAGCCUUGGUUUUGCCAGUUUCUUAAAAUACCCAUCAUCUGCUCUGCCUUCACACAGACAUUCCUACCCACGGUUCUUCAGCUCUCCACCCCUUCACUAUUGCAGGAAGGCUCUUCUGACAAGGCAGAGUGAGUUUACAUCAAGCUCUGAGACAUCAGGCUUAAUCUUCUCCCAUAGGGAGCACCACACCUCACUUGAGAAUGUCCUGCUUAUUCUAAGGCAUAAACAUGCACAAAAAGUCUGCUAAAGUAUGGGGGGGAUCCUUUUAAUUCCAGAAUUGUUGCUUGAUCCCUUUCACUUAAUUCAAAGUUCUAGCCUCUUUUGAUAAACUCCCCCAAUGGUAAUGAUAGCAGUGUAAUGUUAGGUCACUCUUCUCUGCUCCGUUAGCGGAUAGCCUGUCACACCUAUUGUACACUUCAGUACUCCUGAAUUCUGGGGAAUUCUGGGCCUAAACUUCUGUGCACACUAAUUGCUGGGAGUGAACCUGGAGGGGUGUUAGGUGUGAAUUAUGGAACAGUUUUUUGGGGGAUGGGAGGGACUGUUCAGGAGUUGGGCAGCCUUCCCCCAGUCAGAUCCUGGAUGAUCCCUAGCCUCUCCCAAUCAGUCAGGCACAUCUGUCCCUGUCCCCAUGUAUCUCUGCACCCUCCACCACAUCCCCAUGUGUCCCUGCACCCUCACUCCCAGUCAGCCCCCACUCCAGUCUGUACCCCAGUCUGUCACCCACACAGAAGUCCCAUGUGCUCCACUCUCUCUGUCCCCCCACCCAUCUCGUGUGCCUCUUCACCUGGCCCAGCAGUGAGAGGAAUGCGGCCUCUCUUCCUCCCUAUCAGCUGCUGACUGAUACAGCCAGUGAGCGGUGAGCCAUCUGCCUCUGUUCUGGUGACACAGCAGCCCCUGGUGGGCAAAGGGUAUAACUGCAGCACCUCUCCCAUAGAAUGUAUUUUCUGUGGAGAAAAAAAAAUCUGCAGGGCACAUGACUUGCACAGUGGUGCAGAAUUGUCCCAGGAGUAACUUCAGGUACAGCAGAGUGUGUAACAGGGUUUCAUGUUCUUUUCUUGGAAUCAGUUUCAUUAUUUUUUUCCACAAGACUUUACCUCCUACAAAUUGCCUGGUCAAAACAAAAAAAAACUCAACUACAUGCUUUUAAAAAUGAAGUAUCUAUGCAAGGUCAAAUUUAGGAGUUUUCAGACUGAAGCAGGAGGCCCCCCCAUAGCACAUUAAUUAAAUGGCAGAAUUUGUUUAAACAUCACUUAAUUUACCUUCUUAAAGUUACCAGUUUUAGUAGCUGCAUGCAGUCUUUAUUAAAUCAAGAUUCUGCAUAAGGAAGGCCAAGAACAUGUAUUUUAUGCCUGGGCUGUAUUCUUGUCAGCUGAUCUAUACACCUUUUGCCAUCUGUCUUAUAUCUCAGUAGUUAUUAGAAAAAGGUAUAUGCACCCAGUGUAAGUAACACGUCCUAGUGAAAGAUAUCGUGGUCUGCUCUCUUUGAAAAAGGCUGAGUGACGUACUGAGACCCCAGCCUCUAGUAGCACCUGGACUCUGAGACCUUAGUGUUGUAAAAUAUUCAAAACAGAAUUUUUAUUUUAUUCUGUAGCUUGGCCCACAUGAAAUGUGGAGCACCUCUUCGUAAACUGCUAUAAAAGUCUUCUGAUCUUCAGCCAGGAAAGAAAAUUGCAUCCCUUUUACAAUGUGUAUUUCUUUCACCUCAGACUGUGGUCCAGCAGAAUUCAAUUAGGACAAAAAACUGAUUGCAGAUUUUCUUUUUCAGCCAGAGCUUUUCUUUGUCCUUCUCAAAACUAACUGCAUCUGGUGCUACUAAGCAUAUGCAAAACCAGUGGUAGUUACAGCCACUGUGCAUAAAAUGACUGAACCUGCAGGGCUUCAAUAGACAACAUUGCCAUUUAAGUCAAUGAGGCAAAUACAUCACUCUAACUAGUGAAGUAAUAGGACUUACACAAGGAAUUAAUUCAGCCCAAAUGUGUCUUGCCUGGAUGAGGACAGCAGGAUUCAGAGAGAGGCAGAACCAACCCAAUUGUAUCUUCCAUAUUGUUCAGCAUCUGGAUAUUAUACAAUCUGAAUAUCAGACAUUUAUGCAAAAAUAUGUUAUUUUGGAAACAUUUUUUCUGAAGGUUCUGUUCUACUCUGUAAAGUGACAGUAUUAAACUGACAAGGUGGGUGAAGUAAAGUUAAAAUGGCAUCUUGGAAUUCUAGAUUUAUUUUGUCUAAUUGCCUAUGAAAAUUUGCUCAGUUUUCAGUUAAAAUGACACUUUUCCCUGACCAGCAACCCUCAUACUCAACCUGGGCUAUUACCUUCUCUCUCAUCACCAUCAGUAAUAAAGGUCAUGUAGGCCAAAUUAUGUCUUCAGUAUCACCUGUGAAACCCCACUGCAUCCAAAUUAUGUUCUGUUAGCACUGCCCCAGUUAACUGAAGGCUUAGAGUAUUAUAUAUAUUAUUAUAUAUAUAGUAUUGUCAGUGGCAUUUAGGAGCCACAUAUAUACAUAAUUCACCUUACACAAUCUUUAUUAGUGGUGAGGUCGGAGAAGAAAAAUAGCCAACUUUACUCUGCACCCAAUUUGAGUUUUCAGGGCGAGAUGGGUAAAAAAAAAUAUUUGUAUUUGUAAAUUUGCCAAUUUGUCAAAAUCUUGGAAAUCUUUUCUGAAACCUGCCUGGUUUCUAGGGCUUUCAGGCUCUCUGUUAGCUGGAAAUCCUGACUCCCAGACAUGCAGCUCCUUGACAACCUUGCUUUCAGGGUCCCUGGCUCUAGGGCAGCCCACCAGGCUGGCUGCCUCUGAGUUGGGGCUCCCAGGGUUUCUCGCAUCCCCCGCUCACAUUCCAUUGCAUGAUGAACCUCAAAGUUUUGUUCAAAUCUGAAU
This is a messenger RNA of Chelonia mydas (Green sea turtle), 8229 nucleotides long. It is a transcript of the gene TTC7B, whose product is annotated as tetratricopeptide repeat domain 7B. Gene Ontology annotation, biological process: phosphatidylinositol phosphate biosynthetic process; protein localization to plasma membrane. The transcript has 20 exons. Gene Ontology annotation, molecular function: protein binding. The record is from RefSeq and is a predicted model, not a curated record. Lineage: Eukaryota; Metazoa; Chordata; Testudines; Cheloniidae. The coding region runs from base 449 to 2980 and encodes 843 amino acids. Gene Ontology annotation, cellular component: plasma membrane.